This is a messenger RNA of Scylla paramamosain (green mud crab), 2869 nucleotides long. RefSeq names its product ras-related protein Rab-39B-like (gene Rab39). Lineage: Eukaryota; Metazoa; Arthropoda; Malacostraca; Decapoda; Portunidae. The record is from RefSeq and is a predicted model, not a curated record. Gene Ontology annotation, molecular function: GTPase activity; GTP binding. Gene Ontology annotation, cellular component: Golgi apparatus. The transcript has 6 exons. Gene Ontology annotation, biological process: vesicle-mediated transport. Bases 202 to 786 code for a protein of 194 amino acids.
UGUAUGUUGUGGAAAGUAGUGAGUGACUGUCCAGCCUGCUAUCACAAGCCUCCUUUAACCUAUGUGUGUGUGUGUGUGUACUUCACCAGCCAAGCGAAGGAGUCUAGAGUACCUAAGCUCACCAACUCAAUAUAAUUAAGGCGCGCUGACUGACCAACUUUCAGGCCAAGGUUACUGUGCGGGAUAAGUCGCCCUGCCACUAUGUUUGAGCCACCACACCCGCCUGUACACGUUCCUACACACCAGAUUUCUGAUCCCACUGUUGGUGUGGACUUCUUUGCACGACUCAUAGAGGUGUCAGAUGGUACACGAAUAAAACUACAGCUCUGGGAUACAGCCGGCCAGGAAAGGUUUAGGUCCAUCACACGUACUUACUACCGCAACUCUGUGGGGGCUCUGGUGGUGUUUGAUGUGUGCAACAAGAAGUCCUUGGAACAUGUGCCCAUGUGGAUCAUGGAGGCAAAGAGACACAUUGAACCACAUAAAGCUGUCUUCAUUCUGGUUGGGACUAAGAUUGACAUGGAAGAUGAGCGGGAGGUAAGAAGGGAGGAUGCAGCAGCAUUAGCCAAGUUCUAUAACAUCAGCUACAUUGAGACGAGCUCCAUGCGAGGUGUCAAUGUGGAGGAGGCCUUUCGUACCAUCACACAGGAAGUGUAUGAUAAGAUCCAGUCUGGAGAGUUCAGAGUAGAAGAAGGUUGGGAUGGGAUCAAAACCGGUUUCUCCCGUCCAAACCACUCCUACCCCCUGAUGGAAGCUGAGCCUGAGAAGUCUGGAUUCUGCUGUUAAGGAAGAAGCAGAUCCAUUCAUUUGUGUGCAUGUGUGUUGAUUCUGGUGUAUAGUUUAUUAUGGAGGGAACGGUUUGUUGUGACAGGGUAGGGAGGGAGGGAGGGAGAAAUGAGUGAGUGUGAGAAAUUUUUGGCAGUCUGCUGCAUUCGUCUUUCACCAGAUCAAUUUGAAAAUAAGAUACCAAAGGAACUCAUGUCUAGUCCUGUCCAAUCCUAUGCUACAAAUGUGAUUUUUUUAAUGGAAUUUUUUAUUAAGGCUACCAUUGUUGUUGGAGACUAGUUAGAGUUUUAUGCUAAUUUAUAUGGUAAGGGCAGACUAGUGUAAUUCUGAGAUGUACCUAUAUGUUUGCUGUGGCAUGUUUCCUUUAAAGCAUAAAGGAGUUUUCAGGCUGGAAAGGUGUACUUUAAAGACAUUCAUCAUGCAUUGAAUGUAUGGUUCCAGAAUUUACCUCCUUGGUUUCUUUUCUUUGUGUGUAUAUAAUGUACAUGUAUUUAUAUACAUAUUAUAUAUAUAUAUAUUUAUACAUAUCUGUAUUACUCUUAAGAUAUCAUUACAAUACAUAACACAAAUGAACCUAUUUUUGCAUGUCUUUACUCUUUUUCAGAACAGCAUUUGUUGUACAUGAGUGCAUCUACUAUUUUUUGGCACAAGACUUAAUAUGUGCAUUUAGCUGUUCUCCACACAUGCUUCUUUCUUAUUAAGUAAACUUUGUACACCCAAUCAUUAUGCAAGCUAUUCCUGUUAAUGUGACAUCUUUUAUGCCUAUUUUAGAUUAGUUUCAUUGAUUUUCACAAACACACACACACACACAUGCACCUAUGCAAGCCUAUGUAAAAAUGGUCUCAUUAAUUUAAGCACAUGCCCACAUUUAUUUUAUCAUAAAAUUACACAUGCAUAAAGUGACAAGAAUACUCACACAGAGGUAUAAACUGAAAUCUUUUGAAGCAUUAAGGAGGGCACAACAUUUUCUAUCCUUAACAUAAAUAUGAUAUUUUGCAAAUAUGAAAUUUUCAAGUUCCAUAUUAUUUCAAGAGUUAUUUCAUCUUACAUUUAUUUUUGGAUGCUCUUAAGAGAAACUGUUACUGCAAUGAGUUGUGUAUUUAUUGUACUAAGUUCAAAAAUGUACAUAGAUGUUGUAAAUGUGAUGCUUGCUAUACUGCUUGAGAGAACCCUAAAAGAUAGUGUAAGACCCUAAUCCCUGUCCUGCUAGUUCAUCCACGUUUGUAGGCACUCGAAUGCUAUGGUUGUGUAGACCCUGUCCUCAAACAGCUGACUGUCCUUGCAUCCUCCCAAAUGAUCCUAUUUGUAGUACUUUUGAUUCCAGUACCUUAACUUCUACAUCUAGCAAAGUAAAUCACAUUAACCAUCUUCUCAAAGCACACCAUAAUAUCAGAUUGCAAACAGCUGCCUUCAUAACCCACUUCCUUCUACCUCAUUUAUGACUAUCACUAUAUAUGCACUACUAUUUCAUCCAAGUUUUGAUUACCUUCAUCAUCACAUGAGUCUUCUCUGUUUCCCUCCCCCUAACUUUAGUUUCUCAAUUCCAGAGUAGUACUUCAUUAAUUGUUUAUCUGAAAGGCUCAUUUCUGUGCCUCUAGUUACUUUUCCAUAUCACUAACUGCCACCACCAAGAGUCCAUCUUAUCAUGCUUUAUAGUAAUGCUAGAUUUAAUGCUAAACCCAUUCAAUUUAUUCUGAGGAGUUGCUCAUUCAUUUUGUAUGUAACGAGUUGGAAUGUAGCUACAGCAGGAAACUGGCAGCAAGUGAGGGCUGUGGACAGGUAGAAACAGUUGGGACAGGUAAAUCAUCCUGUUUUGUACAUAGGUAAAUUAAGGUUUCAUUAUCCUUGUGCUUGAAGUGUUGAGUGAGAUCUUUUUUAGCAAUCAAGUUUUACACACUGAACAUUGUGUAACAGAUAUAUUUUGUAAGGCAUUUCCCUAACCCCAAGAUGUGUCCAGCAUGUGCUGAUUACUGUAGCACCCAAUCACCCCACCCACGAGCACAGUGCUAUUGUAUGCAAUUUUAGUCUAUCCCAGAAUUUGAUACAAGGAUGUGAUUCUAAUAAUAAAAAGCUUAAGUUUUAA